GCGCAGCAUUCAAGGACGGGCUGGUGCACAUCUCGUGCAUUGCAGCUGGCCGCGUCAAGGACGUCUCUGAGCACUUGGACGUCGGUGAGAAAGUUUGGGUCAAGGUUGUAAACAUCAACCAGGAGGAGGGGAAAUUGGGACUGGACAUGAGAUAUGUGAGCCAGGAAAAUGGAAAAGACCUCGAUCCAGGCAACAGGGAAGGACGCUUGCCCAAAGAGGGCGGCAAACAGAAGCGUCAAAGCACCGAGGAUCUGGUGAAGGACGCCAAAGCCAUGAUGGACGAAAUAAAAAAGAUGAAGCAGGAGACCAAGCUAAAGAAAAAGUUCUUGAAGAAAGAAGCAAAGAAAGCGAAGAAGCUGAAGAAAAAGCAGAAGCAGAUGGAGAAAGCAGCAAAAAAGGAGGGCAAAGAAGGCAAAGAAAAGGAGAAGGACAAAAAAUCCGAUGACGACAGCAGCUCCUCAUCUUCCUCAUCAUCUUCCAGUAGCUCCCUGUCAGAAGGUACACAGGCUCGACUGCGGAAGGAGUAUGGCAUUCCCAAAACAGUCAUCAAAACGGAUGAGGGCAAGAAGCCGAACAGCAAGGAAGAUACUGGGAGGAUCACACUACGAGAAGCUGGAGAAGUUGGUAGAGAGAGAGGUGGCCGCAGUGAAGGCAAGCCUGCGCGACCCACAGCCGAGGCAGCAGACCUGGAGGCUCUGGGGAAGUUCCCAUCUCGGAAACGCAGAGAGCGGGAGCAUUAUGACAGGGAUGACCGUGAUGACCGGUACCCAGAAGAUAGACGCCGAAGCCCUGGCAGGCGACGCAAUCGUGGGAGGUCUGACAGCCGCGCUCCCCGCAGGAGGCGCGAAGCCAGUGACUCUCGCAGCUUCCGACGCCCUACCCGGCGGCAGCAGAGCCGGGGUGAUAGCCGGGAUAGACGAAAUGAGUCCCGCGACUCACGGCGGCCGAAGGAGGCAAGCCCAGAAGCCCGGCGGUCUGAAAGAAAAGAGGAGCCACGGAAGCAGGACAAAGCAGAGCGCGAGAACCGUCGCCUGUAUGCCAGCGGGGCAGCCAGUGACCUCGAGAAGGACACAGGCAAGGCUGACAAUGCUGACAGGGCAGAAAAGAAAGGUAAGAAGCCUAAGGAGAAAAAGGAGCAGCCUGAGGACAAGCCGAAGAAGUCCAAGGACGAAGCUCCAGCGAAGACAAAGGCCAGCAAGGGAGAAAAGGAAAAGAAACCUAAGAAAGCCAAUAAAGACGAGGAGGACGCACCGCCAGCAAAGAAGAGGCGAAACAAGCAGUGA
Messenger RNA from Symbiodinium pilosum, 1283 nucleotides. The record is from the annotation of a GenBank genome assembly. Lineage: Eukaryota; Dinophyceae; Suessiales; Symbiodiniaceae.